This is a messenger RNA of Babesia microti strain RI, 1284 nucleotides long. RefSeq names its product RAP protein, putative. Lineage: Eukaryota; Apicomplexa; Aconoidasida; Piroplasmida; Babesiidae. The coding region runs from base 1 to 1284 and encodes 427 amino acids. The transcript has 11 exons. The record is from RefSeq and is a predicted model, not a curated record.
AUGGCAAUUAUACGCCCCAGGGAACGUGUAAUUUUAAGGUCAAUUAAAUACGAAUCUCGUAUUAAACGUAGUGGUAGGCGUUUACAUAAACGAUUUCGUUCGUGGACUCAGCAACGAGCUAGAUCUUUUUGGCUCCCUGAGCAUAUAUCCCUUCAUACACCUCCAGAACUACUGGAUGGAGCAUCAAUUUCAGCUUUUGUUCAAAAAGCAGCUACCAUUCGCAAGCAUGACUAUAAUGUUUGGUAUAAUUGUUCCAGGAGAAUUUUAGACAUUGCUGAGACAUUAACACCUCAGCAAAUGGGUUAUAUUUUCUACGGAUUUGGAAAAUCGCGCUUUUUAUGUACAGAUUUCUAUGAUAAAAUAAUACCUCAUGUCGAAUCAAUGCUUCCGGAACUAUAUAGUCAUCCAUUGAUGUGUAUAAUAUGGGCUUUGAAUCGAGUUGGGAUCCAAAAUUCAUGCUUUAUGAAGAAGUAUUCUAAUCAAAUUUGGGCUAAAUUUGAUCAAAUUCGUGUUAGUGAUCUGAUUAAAAUAUGUAAUUCAUUGGCAAAUCUUGGAGUUAAUGAUUUGAAGUCUGUGUUGGAAAAAAACAUGAUUGAGAAAUUUCAAGGAUUGUUUUCUCAAGAAUUUAGGGCAUCGAUGUGCGAUGUCGCGAUAUUAAAUUUAUAUAGUGAUUCUAUCGCAAACUACAUAAUGUCAAGGUUUCCAAAAAUUUCUAUUUGUGCUAGACCUCAGCAUUUUCAACAAGCUUAUUCUACGGCAGUAGCAUUGCGUGUAUUAAAACCUCGUAUUUGGUACGAAUUGCCCCAAAUGGCUCGUACCUUUUAUACUAGAUUAAGUAUGAAAAUUAUUCCUCAAGCUUCUAGAAAGCCUUCAAAAUUACAUUGGGAUGUUUCUAAUACUCUUGCAAAAAUAGGGGUAGCACAUCGCAAUACAUUUCAAUGGGGAUGUUAUUGGGUAGACAUAGGAGAAUCUGUAGAAAAACAAAAUUGCUGGUUCAUAGAUGGUCCUUCUUGUUUCUAUACAGGGACAUUUAAAUACAAAGAGAAAGUUAAAAUGCAGCAUAAAGUUAUGCAAAAUUUGGGGUGGAAUAUUAGGAGAAUUAAUUGGUAUGAUUGGGCCAAGAUGAAAGAUCGGGAUGAAAAGGUGGAAUAUAUUCGAAAUAUUGUGAAUAAGGGACCAAUGGGAUCCGAAUUAGUCACUCCGUCUCAUUUAUACAAAACAAAGUUGCAAGAUGUACAAAAUAUGCUCAGAAAUAUUAAAUAUGCUCAUGAGUCAGGGUCUUAA